GUGGUGUGAGGACUGUUUUGUGACUGUCAAGUGGCUACGCGAUGUCUGUAAACUGACCUGUGGAGGUAAAAUUUUCUGCCUGACCAGCAUCCAUCAUGCAUCUUUAAUGGCCAUGCAUGAUUGAUGCGUCCGCUGCCCGCGGCCACUGGUACAGUUCUGUGCUCACCCCCCACGGCUGGCAGACCCAGAUCCCUGCAGCAGUCUGCUUCCACUCUGCAGAAAACACACUUGUGACACAGAAGGUGUCAAAAAAAAAAGUAGCGUUUUCAUCCUGUGAAUAGUUUCACAGUUGUUGAACCCGGAGCUUUUUGGGUGUUACUGGACCAUUUCUCUGUCAGGUGUAAGACACUUGGAUUCAUGAACAGCACAGCUGGAACUGCACCCCCAGUAGUAGUCAUUGGCCUGGAUGUUGUGGGUCCGUGGCAUCAAAGAGGUGCUGAGAAGAGUCUGGUUCAGACCCGGGUCCUGUCCGGCUCUGUGCACCUGCCACCUGCAGCAGGAGGACACAGCAGGACUCCACUGCGGCUGCCGUCUCUCAGCUCUGCAGCCAGAGGAACCCAAGCAGUUCGGCUCAGGUAAGACCUCAGCUUUGAACUGUUCCAGAGGUCAGUGUUAUAAGUCAAAGAGUUUGGAGAGUGUUGCCUGUGGAGAACAAAUUGGGCAUAAUCAGUGUCUCAGUGAACCUUCUCUCAGGUCAAAGGUCGAGUGGUUCUCCAGCUGCCACUCCGCUGUGUCCCAAAUGCGACCACCUCCUCCCACUGCAGAACUGGCAACAAACCAGAGUUUUCACCCAUGUGAUCUCAGUCCACCCUGUCCAACCCAGCAGAAUCAGCACCAAAUCCAAUCCACUUAUAAGUGCAUCUUACAGGCCGUGCAGCCCGGCUCCAAGCUGUUGCCACCACCGCCACUUAGGCGCCAUUCACACAACGCAAGCCUGAGUGCGGAGCUGGCACAGGCUGACCUCCGACCUUUAGCACUGCGGUAUCGCAGCUCUUCGUCCCACCCUCGGGGAGAACUUCUGUUUGUUACAGGGAAGUCGUGCCUUCCGACUGGCACUCGGCGGCCACCUCGGGCCGGUCCUGUGUUCCCGGCACGCACACAGCUGCACGUGUUUCUGCCUGGUGAGAGCGAGGAGGCGGACAGCGACUCUGUGGAUGAGGGCUUCAUGGAUGAGCUGGACAGCAAAGUAUUGUCUGUGAAGCUGCAGAGAGUGCCACCAAGGACCACAUCACAGUGUGCACAUGGAAACAGAGAAAAAUGCAUGUAGUGGUGCAGCUUAGCUAACAUUUCCAUAACAAUUGUGCAUUUUGUGAUAAGAGCAUAGAAUUUGGCGCACAUGCAGUGAGGCAAAUAAGUAUUUGAUCCACUGUCGAUUUUGCAAGUUU
Messenger RNA from Thalassophryne amazonica, 1385 nucleotides. RefSeq lists its product as uncharacterized. Lineage: Eukaryota; Metazoa; Chordata; Actinopteri; Batrachoidiformes; Batrachoididae. The transcript has 2 exons. Bases 407 to 1267 code for a protein of 286 amino acids. The record is from RefSeq and is a predicted model, not a curated record.